AUGUCAUUCUCUAAUCCUCGGGUAGAACUCAACUCUCAACCAGAAUGCAAUUAUUACACGAGCCUAGUGCGAAACUUGAAAACUGCUGUCAUACCCACGUUUACUUUAGAAUCGGGUCAACAGCUCCACCGAGUACCUAUAGCCUACAACGCCUGGGGCACCUUGAGUGAGGAGGGAGACAAUGUUCUCUUAAUCUGCCACGCACUCACUGGAAGCAGUGAUGUGGAGGAUUGGUGGAAACCCUUGAUCGGCCGAGGAAAGGCUGUCGAUACAAGCCGAUUCUUUGUCAUUUGCUUCAACUCACUCGGGUCGCCGUACGGCUCCGCAUCACCAUUAAGUACAGACCCGGUCACUGGGAAGACCUAUGGGCCAAGCUUUCCAGAUACCACUUUUAGAGACGAUGUGAGGAUACAGAAAAUGGUUCUCGACACGCUGGGAGUCAAGCGGAUUGCAUCGGUCAUCGGUGGAUCGAUGGGCGGCAUGAUCGCGCUUGAGUGGCCUUUGUGUACACCUCCAGGUUACGUUAAGACAAUCAUCCCCGUAUCGACCUCAGCUUAUCAGACUGCAUGGGGGAUUUCUUGGAACACAUCGCAAAUACGAUGUAUCCAAGCCGAUUCACAAUUUUGCGGAGGGUACUAUGCUCCUCAUCCUCAAAGUCAGCCCGUACAAGGCUUGGGGGCCGCAAGAAUGAUUGGAAUGCUCACCUACCGAUCAUACACUUCUUUUGAAUCACGAUUCGGUCGACGCAAGUCUGGAUCAAAACAGCCGUCGCAGUCUUUCUCGAGACCGAUGACCUCCUUACCCUCUCCACCACCAACUGAGGCAGGAGACGACAUCCCCGACACAGCAGCCUCGAAAAGAGAGGCGCACAAUUUCGGCCCGACUACAAUAUAUUCAGCCCAAAGCUAUAUGCAGUACCAAGCGGACAAGUUUUUGAAGCGCUUUGACGCCAAUUGCUACAUCCACCUUUUGCGAAAGAUGGACUCUCACGAUAUUACAAGAGGGCGGACUACAACAAUGCUAUUGCCGUCUGAAGAGCAUCCCAGCACUGAAAGCGUGGCCGCCGUUCUGGCGACAUGUACAGCACCUGCACUUGUGGUAAGCAUAGAUUCAGACCUGUUGUUUCCGUCUGAACAGCAGACACUCCUGGCAAAUUCUCUACCUCAAGCAAAACUUAUGAAGCUUGACUCUUCCGAUGGACAUGACGGCUUUCUGCUAGAAAUGUCAGCUAUGGAAGAACCGAUCAGUACAUUUCUUAGGGACCACAAUGCCAACAUCUUCGAAGCUCCUGUCUUCGGUGACGACGAAGACGAUAACGAAGAAGUUGUAACGGAUAGUGUCUUCGGCGAGUUGGAAUCCUUUUAA
This is a messenger RNA of Cladophialophora psammophila CBS 110553, 1365 nucleotides long. RefSeq names its product homoserine O-acetyltransferase. Gene Ontology annotation, molecular function: homoserine O-acetyltransferase activity. Gene Ontology annotation, biological process: L-homoserine metabolic process. Bases 1 to 1365 code for a protein of 454 amino acids. The record is from RefSeq and is a predicted model, not a curated record. The transcript has a single exon. NCBI's taxonomy places the organism in Eukaryota, Fungi, Ascomycota, Eurotiomycetes, Chaetothyriales, Herpotrichiellaceae.